Onychomys torridus (southern grasshopper mouse) is the source of this 353-nucleotide messenger RNA. RefSeq names its product zinc finger RNA-binding protein 2-like. The transcript is spliced from 2 exons. The annotation marks the transcript as partial. NCBI's taxonomy places the organism in Eukaryota, Metazoa, Chordata, Mammalia, Rodentia, Cricetidae. The record is from RefSeq and is a predicted model, not a curated record.
CGGGGCGUCGGCCGGGGCCGUGACGUCACUCCCGCGGGCUCCCGGAGGACGCGGACAUGGCGGCCAGCAGCAGCUCUUCCGGCCUCGCGCAGGGCGCCCGCCCGUCGUCCAGCACCCAACCAUCCUCGGCUUUCCCCUUCCCAGCUGCUGGGGCCAGCUACGCCAUGCAGUCCACCCCUGGGACGGAGAGCACCGCCAGCCGGGCCCUGGCCCCUGCCACCCAGCCGCCUGCACCCAGAGGAGGAGUCCCAGUGGGGUAUGGCUGCUCCCAGCCCCGCGCCAGCCAGGACUCCACACCCAACAGCCAGCCCCAGGGCCCUGUCCCCAUGGCCACUGCUGCAUCCACCCACCAG